Mobula hypostoma (lesser devil ray) is the source of this 933-nucleotide messenger RNA. Its product is annotated as olfactory receptor class A-like protein 4. Bases 1 to 933 code for a protein of 310 amino acids. Gene Ontology annotation, molecular function: G protein-coupled receptor activity. Gene Ontology annotation, cellular component: membrane. Lineage: Eukaryota; Metazoa; Chordata; Chondrichthyes; Myliobatiformes; Myliobatidae. The record is from RefSeq and is a predicted model, not a curated record. Gene Ontology annotation, biological process: G protein-coupled receptor signaling pathway. The transcript has a single exon.
AUGGAGUUUAGAACUUCAGGCCAGCUAAUCGUUUAUGGUAUUCUGGUGUUUCUGGGGAUUUUAGGCAAUGUACUGGUGUUGGUGACAAUACUAGCCACAUCGAUGGAAAAUCAUGGCCUCGCCGCUUCCGACAUCAUUCUAGCAAACUUUGCAGCUGUCAACCUACUGAUUUCAACUUUUCGCAACAUCCUGCUGUUUAUCACAGAGUCCGGAGUGAAAAUUUCUCUGAACCUCAAGUGGUGUAGGGUGUUCAUGUUCCUCUGGUUGUGGCUGAAGUGUGCUAGUGUUUGGAUCACUUUAUGUCUCAGUCGCUUCCACUUUAUGAAGAUAAAACAACAUUUCCAUCUGAGCUCAAAGACAAAGGAGAUCGUCUACGUGGUGAUAAUAUUAUCGGCGGUGUGGUUUGUUAAUUGUCUCUAUUCUAUCCCAGCUAUUAUAUACACUGAGAAGGUUGGUGCGAAUCACACCAAGAAGCUAAUGCUGGUUAGCACCACAGAGGAACCUUUUCUUACUUGUUCCUGGAAAUUCCCAAAUCCACAGCAUGGUAUCAUAUUUGCAGCAGUCUCUCUCAUCCUGCAUGAAUUCCUGCCUAUUGUCUUAAUGAUCUGCACCAAUCUCAGCACUGUUUAUUAUCUCAACCAACACAUCAGCGCAAUUGCAAAUGACCACCUCCACAGUGUGCAGGUGGAACGAACAGCGGCAAAGUUAAUUAUGGCACUGGUGUCACUUUUCGUCCUGUGUUCGGGCACCCAUUUGGUGGCGGCGUUUUACUACAAUCACAACGCGGGCUCGGCCACCACCUUUUUGUUGACUUUGGCCAACUACUGUGCCUCGGUUUUCAUAGGUUUCAGUCCCUUAAUGCUGGCUGCGGGGCUCAGUAAACUGCGAAAUAAAGUUUGCAGCGCGUUACGCAUUAACAUUUCAUCGAGUUAA